ACUUCAGAACGAUGUUAAACAGUGGAAUGGCGGUUUGUGUUAUAAUCGCACGUUGCGGAUUUGUUUGCGUUUUUAUCGCAGAUUUCGUAGAAUUUUUACCGUAAGCUCCUAAAUUACUGUGAAAAAAUCCCGAUUGACUUGAUACUGGAAUCAGCUCGGUAAAUUGUUCCUUGUUUUCUAACUCCACAGCAGUAAUCAUAGAAAAUAAAGCGCGCGCGGUGGCAUUUGGCAGUGUGGAUACAGGAAAUGAAAGAUUGGCUGAAGCUCAAGAAAUAUUUAGUUCAAAUUUGAGCAAAUUCUUAACAUGGUUCCCCUCGGUCCGUCCCCUGGUCAUCAGCAAUCUGUCAAUAAUUCAUCUAGCACACCAACCAGCGGCACUAAAGGCAGUUCAACUUUGAAACCAAAUUACACACUGAAGUACACACUUGCUGGACAUACCAAAGCUGUAUCUUCGGUCAAGUUUAGUCCGAAUGGUGAAUGGCUAGCCAGUUCAUCGGCUGACAAGCUUAUAAAAAUAUGGGGAUCGUAUGAUGGCAAAUUUGAGAAAACAAUAUCUGGUCAUAAGUUGGGAAUUUCGGAUGUGGCAUGGUCAAGUGAUAGCAGAUUGUUAGUGUCAGCUUCGGAUGACAAAACCCUGAAAAUAUGGGAGCUGAGCUCUGGAAAGUGUCUGAAGACUCUAAAGGGACACAGCAAUUACGUAUUUUGCUGUAAUUUCAAUCCUCAAUCGAAUCUAAUUGUAUCUGGCUCUUUUGAUGAAAGUGUGAGAAUAUGGGAUGUGCGAACCGGAAAGUGUUUAAAAACAUUACCAGCUCAUUCUGAUCCUGUCAGUGCAGUGCAUUUCAAUAGAGAUGGGUCAUUGAUUGUCUCCAGCAGUUACGAUGGUCUUUGUCGAAUUUGGGAUACAGCUUCUGGUCAGUGCUUGAAAACGUUGAUAGAUGACGACAAUCCACCUGUAUCUUUUGUGAAAUUUUCGCCAAAUGGAAAAUACAUAUUAGCUGCUACAUUGGAUAACACAUUGAAACUCUGGGACUAUAGCAAAGGAAAAUGUUUAAAAACUUACACUGGUCAUCGAAAUGAAAAGUAUUGCAUAUUUGCAAAUUUCUCAGUUACUGGUGGAAAGUGGAUUGUAUCAGGCUCAGAAGACAGAAUGGUUUAUAUCUGGAACCUACAAACGAAAGAAAUAGUUCAAAAAUUGCAAGGACACACAGAUGUCGUUUUGUGUACGACUUGCCAUCCUACGGACAACAUUAUUGCAUCUGCAGCACUAGAAGAUGAUAAAACAAUAAAAUUAUGGAAGAGUGACACAUAAAUCGAAUCUUUACAAAUGCAAAUAGAUAGAUUCUUUGUACAAAUUACUUAAUAUCUGUUUCCUAUAAAAUGUGUCUAAAGUAACUAUAAAAUAAAAAAAGAAUGGUGAUUUUAUUUUCGUAAAUGUGAAGAACUGACACUCUUGUGUAUCAGCGCUUGAUUGUUAUAUGCAGAAAUAGGAUGCUGUAUUUUUCGAGGUAAAGAGUUUUGAAUCAUGCACAGUCAAGCUAUGUAAUUCGGAUAUGAACCCCGCCAUGGCUAUGUAAUCUCUUUGACAUUCAAAGAACAAUGGAAUCGAAAACUUUGUCGCCACACAUGUAAAUCUGUUAACAUUUUACAGAUUCACUUACUUUUAACGAUGUAAAUACAUACUUUAUAGUGCGUUCAUUUAUUCAUAAAUAUAAAGUGUCAUCAAGGUAUAUCUUCGUUCUGCAAAUGUAGAAA
Messenger RNA from Diprion similis, 1752 nucleotides. RefSeq names its product protein will die slowly (gene wds). The transcript is spliced from 9 exons. Gene Ontology annotation, cellular component: Set1C/COMPASS complex. The record is from RefSeq and is a predicted model, not a curated record. Lineage: Eukaryota; Metazoa; Arthropoda; Insecta; Hymenoptera; Diprionidae. The coding region runs from base 305 to 1309 and encodes 334 amino acids. Gene Ontology annotation, molecular function: histone binding.